Molecule: messenger RNA, 150 nt
Organism: Fusarium verticillioides 7600
Lineage: Eukaryota; Fungi; Ascomycota; Sordariomycetes; Hypocreales; Nectriaceae
Exons: 2
Coding region: 1-150 (49 amino acids)
Source: RefSeq, a predicted model, not a curated record
AUGUCUCUGCGGUUGGAGGAAGUCACGAUAGCGCUCUUGAAGCCGCAUUGUCACAAGGACAUCAGUCUAUUGUGGAGCUUCUGCGUACAAGCGGCGCGUGACAAGCCACGCUCUUUGGCUGCCGGGGCCAGGGGAAUCAGUCAGCAAUGA